This is a messenger RNA of Suncus etruscus (white-toothed pygmy shrew), 2655 nucleotides long. RefSeq names its product cadherin 17 (gene CDH17). Gene Ontology annotation, cellular component: plasma membrane; catenin complex; adherens junction. Gene Ontology annotation, molecular function: calcium ion binding; cadherin binding. NCBI's taxonomy places the organism in Eukaryota, Metazoa, Chordata, Mammalia, Eulipotyphla, Soricidae. Gene Ontology annotation, biological process: homophilic cell-cell adhesion; calcium-dependent cell-cell adhesion; cell morphogenesis. Bases 1 to 2655 code for a protein of 884 amino acids. The record is from RefSeq and is a predicted model, not a curated record. The transcript has 18 exons.
AUGUGCAAAAUCCCUGUCAUUGCAACAGCAGUAGCCAAAAGGGAAAGCCAAGGGGAAAGUCAUGUAACUGGCGAUUGGGAAAGCGUAGACUUGGAGAAAUCAUGGAAAGUUGAAUGGGAUCCAGAACGGGUCCAGCAUGGAAAAAUUCAGAAUCUUAAUGAUUCUAGCCCCUUUGUUCACAGACAGCACAGGUCUGGACUUCAUGAUACAACUGGAUAUGGUCAAAUUGGAAAAUUUAGUGGUCCUCUGAAACCAAUGACAUUUCAAAUCUCCGAAGGCCAAGAAGCAAAUCAAAUCAUAUUCCAGUUUAAGGCCAAUCAUCCUGCUGUGGAUUUCAAAGUAACUGGGGAUACAGAUGGAAUAUUUCAGAUUCAAUCAGAUGGACUUCUGUACUGCACUAAACCCCUGGACAGAGAAACAAGAGCUGUACACAUACUACAGGUCUCAGCUGUUAAUGAUCAAGGAGUUACAGUUGAGGGUCCAGUCGCCAUCACCAUAGAAGUGAAAGACAUCAAUGACAACAGGCCUCAGUUUCUUCAGUCACAGUAUGAAGGCACAGUAAGACAGAAUUCUCGUCCAGGAAUACCUUUCAUGUUUGUCAAUGCUACCGAUCUGGAUGAUCCAGCCACUCCCAAUGGCCAACUUUUUUAUCAUAUUCUUCUCCAGCUUCCCAAGGUUGGUGAAGUCAUGUAUUUUCAGAUCGACAACAAAACAGGGGAGAUUUCACUUACUAAAGAAGGAUGUCAGGAAUUGGAUCCCAGUAAGAAUCCUGCUUAUAAUCUGGUAGUCUUAGUGAAGGACAUGGGAGACCAGAAAGAAAAUUCCUUCAGUGACACCACAUCUGUGGAUAUUAUUGUGUUGGAGAAUAUUUGGAAGGAGCCAGCACCAGUGGUUAUUGUAGAAAACUCAACAGAUCCACAUCCCAUAAAGAUUACUCAGGUACAAUGGAAUGAUCCAGGCGCACGUUAUUCCUUAGAAGAAAAGGGAAAGCUGCCACGAUUCCCAUUUUCAAUUGACCAGAAUGGAGAUAUUUAUGUGACUGAACCCUUGGACCGAGAAGAAAAGGAUUCAUAUGUUUUUUAUGCAGUUGCAAAGGAUGAGCUUGGAAAAUCUCUUGACAAGCCUCUUGAAAUCAAAGUGAAAGUUGAGGACAUAAAUGAUAAUCCUCCUUCUUGUCCACCUACGGAGACUGUAUUUGAGAUCCAGGAGAAUGAAAAUAUAGGAAAUGAUAUUGGGAGAAUUGUUGCUUAUGACCUGGAUGAAGCAAACACUGUCAAUAGUAUUUUAAAAUACAGACUUGUGGAUCAAACCCCCAAGUAUCCCAGAGAAGAUCUCUUCUUGGUCCAGGCCUACACAGGAGUGUUCCAGUUAGCUAAGAUGUCAUUGAAAAAGCAAGACUCUCCACAGUAUAAUUUGACAGUAGAGGUAUCUGACAAAGAUUUCACAACUCUCUGUCAUGUGCAAAUCAACCUUAUUGAUAUCAAUGAUCAGAUCCCCAUCUUUGAAAAGUCAGAUUAUGGAAACCUAACUCUCUCCGAAGAUACACCCAUUGGAUCCACCAUCUUAUUCAUCCAAGCCAUUGACGCUGAUGAACCGUUUACUGGAAGUUCUAAGAUCCUGUAUCGAAUUAUAGAGGGAGACAAUGAGGGGAGACUGGAAGUUGAGACAGAUUUACAAACAAACAUUGGCUCUGUCAUACUUAAAAAGCCUCUUGAUUUUGAAACAACACCCGUUCACAACAUUGUGUUCAAAGCAGAGAAUCCAGAGCCACUGGUGUCCGGUGUACAAUACAAUGACAGUUCCUUUGCCACAUUCCAACUUAUUGUGGCCAACGUUAAUGAAGCGCCUCGAUUUACCCAACACGUAUUUCAAGCAAGAGUCAGGGAGGAUGUGGCUAUAAACACUGUAGUAGGCAACGUGACUGCAUGGGAUCCGGAAGGCCAGGACAUAAGUUAUUCACUGAGAGGUAACAAACGAGGAUGGCUUAAAAUAGACCCUGUGACUGGCGAGAUUUUUAGUGCAGCUCGGUUGGACAGGGAAACUGAGGAAGUAUAUCGGGUACAGGUGGUGGCAACUGAAACAGGUGGCUCUGUCUUGAGCACUACAGCGGAGUUCAACCUGGCACUUACGGAUGUGAACGACAAUGCCCCACGCUUAGCCAAGGAGUACACAGGCUUGUUCUUGUGCCAUCCCCUCAGUGCUCCUGGGAGUCUCAUCUUUGAGGCCACUGAUGAUGAUUUGCAGCCACCUCAGGGCCCGCAGUUUACAUUUUCCCUGGGCAGUGAAUCCUUGAAAAACAGCUGGCAAGUUUCCAAUGUCAACGGAACACAUGCCAGUAUCUCCACCAAGCAUAGGAACUUUGAAGAGAAAGUUUAUAAUGUUCCAAUACGCAUCAAUGAUAAUGGUCAACCACCUUUGGAAAAUACUGUCUAUUUACCAAUUACUUUCUGCAAGUGUGAAUCUGGAAGUUGUUACCGACCUGCAGGCCAACAACCUGGAAUACCCACUGUGGGUAUGGCUGUUGGUAUACUCCUAACCGUAUUUUUGAUUAUUGGUAUAAUUUUAGCAGUUGUGUUUUGCCGAAUGAAGAAGAAUAAAGAUAACUUUAAUGUUGAAAAUGCAGAAGCAGCUGAAGCCAAACCUUUGAGAAAAUGA